Molecule: messenger RNA, 1377 nt
Organism: Megalobrama amblycephala (Wuchang bream)
Lineage: Eukaryota; Metazoa; Chordata; Actinopteri; Cypriniformes; Xenocyprididae
Product: deleted in malignant brain tumors 1 protein-like
Exons: 5
Coding region: 1-1338 (445 amino acids)
Cellular component (GO): membrane
Source: RefSeq, a predicted model, not a curated record
AUGUUGUGGUCUGUGCAACUCUUUCUGCUUCUGGGAUGCACAACUGCCAUUGACACUGCCAUCAGACUGGUGAAUGGUGACUCCUGUUCUGGACGAGUGGAGGUUCUCUAUAAUGGAACAUGGGGAACAGUGUGUGAUGAUUACUGGGAUCUGUCAGAUGCUGCAGUGGUGUGUAGAGAGAUGGGCUGUGGGAAUGUGAUAGAUGCAAAGAGUGCUGCUUAUUUUGGACAAGGAUCGGGACAGAUAUGGAUGGAUGAUGUAAAUUGCACUGACACUGAGUCCUCACUAAAGAACUGUAGGACAUGUGGAUGGGGAAUACAUAACUGUGGACAUUAUGAAGAUGCUGGAGUCAUCUGCAACUCUGUCAGGUUGGUGAAUGGCAGUCACUCCUGUUCUGGACGAGUGGAGGUUCUCUAUAAUGGAACAUGGGGAACAGUGUGUGAUGAUGGCUGGGAUCUGUCAGAUGCUGCAGUGGUGUGUAGAGAGAUGGACUGUGGGAAUGUGAUAGAGGCAAAGAGUGAUGCUUAUUUUGGACAAGGAUCAGGACAGAUAUGGAUGGAUGAUGUAAAUUGUGCUGGCACCGAGUCCUCACUAAAGAACUGUAGGACACAUGGAUGGGGAAUACAUAACUGUGGACAUCAUGAAGAUGCUGGAGUCAUCUGCAACUUAUCCAUCAGGUUGGUGAAUGGCAGUGACUCCUGUUCUGGACGAGUGGAGGUUCUCUAUAAUGGAUCAUGGGGAACAGUGUGUGAUGAUGGCUGGGAUCUGACAGAUGCUGCAGUGGUGUGUAGAGAGAUGGGCUGUGGGAAUGUGAUAGAGGCAAAGAGUGAUGCUUAUUUUGGACAAGGAUCAGGACAGAUAUGGAUGGAUGAUGUAAAUUGUGCUGGCACCGAGUCCUCACUAAAGAACUGUAGGACUCCUGGAUGGGGAAGACAUAACUGUGGACAUCAUAAAGAUGCUGGAGUCAUCUGCAACACUGUCAGGUUGGUGAAUGGCAGUCACUCUUGUUCUGGACGAGUGGAGGUUCUCUAUAAUGGAACAUGGGGAACAGUGUGUGAUGAUUACUGGGAUCUGUCAGAUGCUGCAGUGGUGUGUAGAGAGAUGGGCUGUGGGAAUGUGAUAAAGGCAAAAAGAGGUGCUUAUUUCGGCCAGGGAUCGGGACAAAUGUGGAUGGAUGAUGUUCAAUGUGCUGGGAAUGAGUCUACACUGAAAAAUUGUUCAUCAAAUAGAUGGGGAGUACACAACUGUAGCCAUCAACAAGAUGCUGGAGUCAUCUGCCAAUGUGAGUCCAAAUAUUCAAAGAAUUUAAAUGUCAAGUAUUUAAGAUUUUUUUGGUAACACUUUACAAUAACGUUUCAUUUGUUAACAUUAAAUAAU